Molecule: messenger RNA, 1203 nt
Organism: Rubroshorea leprosula
Lineage: Eukaryota; Viridiplantae; Streptophyta; Magnoliopsida; Malvales; Dipterocarpaceae
Source: the annotation of a GenBank genome assembly
ACAUCUUUACCCUUUUACUUUCUUCAUCUCCAGUAUUGAUGUUGCUAAGGAAAUAAUAGUGACCGGAGAGGCGGAGAUUCAUGGCGGUGGCGCGGCUCAUACGACCUCUAAGACAAUGGCCGCAAGUGCAGAACCGUUACUGCUUUCUCACAGCUCUCGAUCACCUUCUAUUCUCAUCCUCACCGGUGACGGUAGCUACUAAAGUCACCUUGCAUUCUUUCUCUUUCGCGACGGUUACUUCCUCUAGCCGGAACGUCCGUCACCGGUCGCGCGGACUCAUAUUGCCUAAUUCUCCUACGCUGCCUGAUCUCCAAAAGGAAGAUGGCGAGACCAGUGAUUCGGAUACCGAUGUGAAGAAAAGCCGCAACCAGAAGAAGCGCGAGGCCCGGCGCGCCGUCCGUUGGGGCAUGGACCUCGCCUCCUUCUCCACUCCCCAAAUCAAACGCAUACUUAGAGUGGCGGCUCUCGAACAAGAAGUAUUGGAGGCUUUAAUGUUAGUGAAGAGACUCGGGCCGGAUGUUCGAGAAGGAAAGCGUAGGCAGUUCAAUUAUAUUGGGAAACUGCUACGAGAAGUAGAACCUGAAUUAAUGGAUUCAUUGAUUCAGGCUACGAAAGUUGGUGAUCAGAAAACACUGCAACAUCUAGCUUGUUUGCAGCCACAAAUCAUUGAAAAUGAGGAUGAUGAUGAAGAAUCCGAAAGUGAGGAUGAAGAUCAGGUAUCACAAGCUCACACCAAUAUUGCAAGUAGAUGGUUUGAUGGCUUGAUCAGUAAGGACAUAACAAUUACAAAUGAAGUUUAUUCGAUUAACAGCAUUGAUUUUGAUAGACAGGAACUACGCAAACUUGUACGUAGAGUACACAUGAUGAAAGACAAAAGACAAGGUGUUAUAGAGGAAAAUGAUGGGGCGCAAAUAGAUGCAGAAAUAAUGGGUGCCAAAAAGUCCCUCACCCAUUUCCUUAGAGGCAUUGCUAGGCAAUUACCAAAUGAAUAACAUCUGAUUACUUGUAACAUUGUCAUUCUUCUGUGCAAUAAAUUAAUAUUGUUGACCUAGGCAUAUGAUUCAAGCAUAGCCAAUUAAAAAUUUAUUUGUAUUUAUGCUAAGAACUUUGUAACUUCCAGCAAGUAUUACAGAUCUUUAUAUAUGAGCUAGUGUUUGUUUCCCCUUAUCUUCUUUUCUCUUGCACUGUGAACAUUUUAAAUUA